UUGAGGGGGUCAGUAAGGAACAUUCUAUGAACUGGUCUAUCAAUGAGCAACAGAGUAACGAAGCGAGUAAUACAUCUAAUACCGUAUCGAAUCAAUGGCAUAAUCAAAAUCGCGAGUUCCAACAUCAAUCCGCGCAUUUAAUACAAACAAAUGACGUAGAUGACACCCUUUCUUCUUGGCCGCAGUCGGGCAAUAUCAGUGCCUCACACAAUUGGAGACAUUCUAACACGCAAAACGAAUCUGUACAUUCUACACAAUGGUUGCAACCAACGGGUGCAGAUAACAGUUCGUUUACUCAGAACGUAGCACAUGAUAAUAACAGCGUUAGAUUUGCCGUAAACGAAUGGCAACAACCACACGUAGCGCCAUUCCACUAUGCCCCACCAUCUACAACUAUACCUACGAGUGUAGAAAAUAUUGUACAUACACCCAAUAAUAAUGAACAAGAGAAAGAGAAGCUAGCUGCAGUAGCUUCUAUCACACCAACUAUAUCGCCUCACGAUUCCAUCAGUCACGCAAAAUCGAGCGAUAUCAAGUCACCAAUUGGAGAUCACCAUAAUCUGAAUGUACUUACUGAUGAUACACCAAAAAAUGAUCUUUCUAAAACCAUUCUUAGCGAAAAGGAUAACCGUUCUUUUGGUUCUACAACCGCAGAUGAAUUAACCAGUAGUUUUGGUCAUCUUAAUCUUAGUAGUAAGUCAGGGAAACAUGUAGAUCCUUCAAAUGAAUCGUUAGAAGUACAUUCAAACCCCGUUCUCCAAGAAGAGAGAGCUCAACACCCUGCUAAUUUCAAUGUCGCGAAUAUUCGAGAUAAUUCUGUUCCCGAUAAUAUCCCCGUGUUACCUCCGGAUUACGCUGCAAGCGGUAUAGAGAAUUCUCAUUCUGUCGAUAGCCAGUCAGUUGUCGGUCCUCUAUCAAUGUUGAAUACAUAUCAAAGUGGUUCUGCUAAAAUAACGGAUAGUAUCUCACAAAGCGGUUAUGAUCAAUGGUAUAAUCAAAACACGUUAGAGAAUGCAUGGUAUGCGAAAGAUCAUUCGCGUCCACCUUCCAAACAGUGGAACGUUCCUGAGCAGAACGUCGAGAACUAUGAGAACAUCCAACAAUCAUCAGAUUUCAUAAACGUCGAGGUUGUUGCGCCUGCAACGCUGAAGGAGCGCGAUAUCUACGGUUCACGAGAUUCUAUAAACAAGGAAACGUUGGACAACGAUCCCAAGCCGAGCGCGAGUCCCAAAGAAACAACGAAUAUUCGAGAUUUCAGAGAGGAGGUGAACAACGUCGAAGUGCUGUCGAUGCAGCAGCAAACCCGAUCUCAUCCACCUCUGGCGGAACAAAUGCCGGAUAACUAUGAAUUCGCCUCCAAUGAUAGAAAUACGUUUUUAGAGACUGGCGAGUUGACGGAUUCACAUCAGGAACAUGAACCAACACCACCAAACCAAGAUGACGAGAAUGAUGAAGUGCCUAACGAUAUUCCCUUCCUACGUGAAGUACCGGGGCAAUCGAGUACCAUAGAUCCACGUAGAAACGAUCCUACAGGUCAGGAGCAUCAAAUGCAAACUGGACAACGUCUGCCCGAUCCUAGAAGGAAUGAUCCAUCGGGUCAGGAACAAAGUAUACAAGUUAGAAAUAUACCUGAUAGAGUGGAACGUCGCGACGUCCUUCCAGGGCAAGAAAGAAAUGUUCCUCUGUUAUUACGAGGUGAUACGGACACGUUAGAACGGCGGAAUGAUCCUUCGGGUAGGGAACGUUCUCUUCCACCGCAACAGCCUCUUCCAUCGCGAAAUGAUCCGUCGGGUGAAGAGAGGUAUCAGCUGCAGUCGCAGAUAAUGAUGGAACCGAGCGAGACUCGUGAAGUUCUCGGCAGAGGCAACGAGCCUGACGAAGUUGCGCAGCAAACAGACGCGGAACGUAGACAGAUACCAGGCGGAGCAUCUUCCAACGACGUCACGCAGUUGUCGGACGACAGGACAACGGGUGGUAGAGUUGUCACUGGGUCUCCUCCGGAGGUCCCUUUACCAAUGUCCGCGAUGCAGGAUCAGGCGAAUGAAUCACGAAAUAAACGUGAGGAAGCGGUGGGCGCAUCUCUGGAGAGCGAGAGUCAGGGUAUCUCGAGCUCCUCAAAUCGCCGGGAUUCCUAUGAGGAUGAAGAAAAUGAGACAUCUCGCAACAGUAGAGACGAAAGUAGAGAGAGACGACCAAGUCCUGAUCGCCGACGGUACGAAUAUGAUCGGAAGAACGCGUACUACGAUCGUGAAUACGAGGAUGAUUAUUAUUACGAACGCCGAUGCGUGGGCGAUAAUGAUCGUCAGUAUAGUGCUCGCGACGACUUUGAGCGACGGGAUGUUCCGUAUCGGGAAGAUGAACGUAAGCAUCACAGUCGUGACGACUUGGAUCGACAUGGUAGAGACGAUAUGGACAGAAGAAUCAGAGGCAAAGAGGAUCUAGAUGAAAGGGACAGUAAAAGAAGACCAGACGAUCGCAGAAGAGACAGAGGCGAUGAUCCACGUCGUCGAGACAGAGAUCUAAGAGAUUACGAUGCACGAUAUCCUAGAGAUCCUAGAGAUAGAGAAUAUAUAGAUCGUGAAAGGAGAAGGGAUGAUAGACGAUCACGAAGAUACGAAGAUUACGAUAUUAGAGAUUCGUAUAGAAGGGACUACUACGAUGAUCCUUAUGGAAGAAGUUCUAGGCCUUCAAGUAGAUCUUCUUACAAUGAUAGAGACCGUGAAUACUACAUGCGUGCGAGAGAUCCUUAUUAUGCAUACAAUGGAUACAGUGGAUAUGAUUAUAGUGCUCAUUAUGGUAACAAUUAUUAUGCAUAUCUUGAAAACCUUCGUCGGACGAAUCCUGCUGCCUAUUCCGAGUGGUACCACAAAUAUUAUGCAAAUCAGCAACAGCACAUUGCCAGAGGAGUCAGCAAUUAUCCGGAGGAUAGAGCCAGUGUUCAUUCCGGCCGUAGCUCUUGCGACGACAGGACUACUGGUGAUAAACGAACAUUGGGUGAUAUGUCAUUAUUGGAAGAUACAAUAAUUACUUCUGCUAGAUUGACACCGACUAAAUAUUCCACGUCUCAUGCAUAUGGAUGUUUUUCCAUCGGAUCUUUGAUACAUGUUCAUCCAAGUUAUCCAGCUGAUGGCGAAAGAGCUAAGGUGGAUAUUUUUCGCGUAGAUAGCUUACUCUCGCAUGAUCCUGUUGCACGCGAUUUACGAUUAUAUCCAGGACCUCUAAUUAAUGGUGUAACGCAUAAGAAGACUAUCAUAGAAUAUUGCGAAAAUAAAAUUAAAAAGGCAGUGAUAAAUGAAGAAAUAAUCGAUCGUGCUUCGUACAUCUUGUUAUACGAAUUGAUGAUUAUGUUAAUUCAGCAAAAUGGAAACGUUGUUGGCGUCGAUAUUGCUGGACUUUUACUGCGUAAUAAGGAUGCUUAUCCUUAUGACGCAAAUAAAAUCAGAUCUCAGAAUGUAGGACGCAGAGAAUCGCAAAUAUCGCAGCGAUCUGGAGCAACGGGCAGCGACGGAAGUACCCAGGAUAUUUCAGCGUUAUCUGAAAAAAGUGAAACCAAGCAGCGAAAAACAGUAGAACAAAUAACAGAUGAAUUCAGAGAUACAUUACUGUAUGGACGGGUUCAAGAAGCAUUAGAGUACGCGAUGAACGAAGGACUUUGGGGCCAUGCUCUCUUCCUGGCUAGUAAACUGGAUAAACGCACGCAUGCUUCUGUAAUGACUCGUUUUGCAAAUAGUCUGCCACCACACGAUCCACUGCAGACCCUAUAUCAACUGCAUUCUGGUCGUAUACCUGCUAUAGUUACGUGCGUCGCAGAUCCGCGCUGGGACGAUUGGCGGCCUCAUUUAGCUAUGAUUAUAUCUAAUACCUCGACUAAUCCAGAAAUUAAUCGCCGAUCAAUAACGACUCUCGGAGAUACAUUAUUCGCGAGGGGCGACAUCCACGCUGCACAUUUUUGUUACAUACUCGCGCAAAUUGAUUUUGGCGCUUACGGAACUAAUGGAGUUAAACUCGUGUUGAUCGGUGCUAACCACAACAAGUCAUAUUCUGAAUUCUUUACUAUGGAAGCAGUCAUGUUAACAGAGAUUUACGAAUACGCUCGAAACCUUAGCGAAGCGCAUUUCACAUUAGUAGACCUUCAAACAUUCAAAUUUGAUCUAACAGUGAAAAUGGUGGAUUGUGGAUUAAUAGAAAAAGCUCUAUUGUAUAUUGAACAGAUUGCAAUAAAUAUCGCAAACGAUCCAUCGAAAUACAAGAAAUCCUUCGUCGAAGCGGUUCAUGUAUUAGGCGACCGAAUUAAGUAUCACGAUCCAGUCUAUAAAGACGCUAUCGAAGAUGCUGCAAAUGUAACGUGGCUUAAUAAAUUAGCGGAGAUAGUUGGAAAAUAUGAAGAUAAACAGGCUGUUGAAGAUGAAACAUACGGUUCUCGUACUAUAAUAGAAAAUCAGGAAAUUCACGAAGUAAAACAUCAGCAACAGCAACUACCGCCACUAUCAUCACAACAACAAUGGAACACUGUACAACCCGAUUACAAUGACGGGCCUACGUCGAUGAUGGAAGUUAACACGAGUGAAAUGCAAUCAGAUUGGCAACCAUUAUCUUUGCCCACAAACAUUCAAGAUACAUAUGAUCCGAAUGCGCAAUAUAUGAAAAACGUAGACGAAUCUGUUCAGUAUCAACAACAACAGAAUUAUUGGAGCCAGCAGCCAUAUUAUCAGAAUAAUUAUGGAAGAAACGAAUAUAUACAAUCUAACUGGCAGCAACAGUCUGCACCGAGCUUAACUGAUCAGACUGAAAUAACUAAUUCGCAACAACAAGACAAAUGGAACUAUGAGACGGAAAGGGAAGACAAAAUACCCACACCUGAACCUGCGCAGCCAACAAUCUCUAUGACACCGUCAACGGGUAAGCAGUAUGAUCCAUUGGAAGAAUUAGACGCGCUUGAAACACCACGACCGACUGCUAAAUCUGCGGCGGACACGAAGAAAACGACUGAAAAAACAACUGAGAAGAAACCCUCGAACAGUGGUGGUUCCUGGUUCGGUGGUUUGUUCAGUAAACUCGCGCCCAAGCCGAAAAAUCAAAUGAUAUUGCCGGACGAUAGCAACCCAACGAUUGUAUGGGAUCCAGUUGCUAAGAAGUGGAUGAACAAAGAUGAGGAUGGCGACAACGGUACCGCGACAUUGGCCCCACCGCCGAAAACAACCGACACGAGUUUCCGAACGCAGGCAGUGGAACGCGGUCCGCAGCCGCCUUUACCGAGUGCAUACAAGGAGGAUGCAUCAGCGGUGGAUAUUUCGAAAUUGCCUUCUGGUAGCAAUAUGUUCAAACUUCCAAAGGGUAGAAACAUGCGUGCCAAUUACGUAGACAUGAUGAAUCCUGGUGGAAAAUCUCAAGGUAGCGUGGCAUCGUCUAAUGUGGCCACCCCCAUGAUGUCUCCACUCGUACCUGUAGCUACCUCAUCCCCGCAGAUGUUUGUACCCGCGCCAAUUAAUGAUUCAACUGCUCCUGUGGAUUUCCUAACUCCGACACCGCCGUCUGCAAACGUCGCGGAGAAUACCCCACUCUCUCGCUGGAGCUCGACCAGCUCGUUAUCACGAGAGGUGCAGAGCUACACAAUGAGGGAUCCGCGACUCCUUCAACGGAACAAGGGACCAAUGAUGUUCAACCCGAGUGACAUGAAGGAUCGUUCGGUGAAGAACAUGCCACCUAGCAGAUAUCAUCCGUGAUAAUUUUUCGCAACCACUCAUGAGAAAUAAUUUGUUAUUUAAAUUAGACGGUUUCUUAUAUAAUUGUAGUUGUAUUUAAUGUGAAUAUCUGUUUCUGUAUAGAAAAAACGUGACAACAAUGGUAUAUUUUUUAGAGUGAUGC
Molecule: messenger RNA, 5865 nt
Organism: Cyphomyrmex costatus
Lineage: Eukaryota; Metazoa; Arthropoda; Insecta; Hymenoptera; Formicidae
Gene: Sec16
Product: endoplasmic reticulum export factor secretory 16
Exons: 16
Coding region: 27-5723 (1898 amino acids)
Biological process (GO): Golgi organization
Cellular component (GO): endoplasmic reticulum exit site; ER to Golgi transport vesicle membrane
Source: RefSeq, a predicted model, not a curated record